AUGUCAGUCAGUUCAAAAUUAGUUGAAGAAAGUUUAAAAUUGGUGUAUGGAAAGGACUCCAAUGUCAUUGCAGAGGGUAGACCUGCUGGAGUUCAGGCUCUCUCCGGCACGGGUGCCUGCCGUCUCUUUGCUGAGUUCCAGAAUCGAUAUUAUCCUGAAUCACAAAUUUAUUUACCCAAUCCAACUUGGUCCAACCACCACAACAUCUGGAGAGAUGCCCACGUUCCUUGGAGAACCUUCCGCUACUAUAAUCCAAAUACAAGAGGUUUAAACUUUGCAGCACUCAUGGAUGACAUCAAGAUUUUACAGAAUGCCCCGGCCAGUUCAUUUUUCUUCCUCCUUCCUUGUGCUCAUAAUCCAACUAGAGUUGACCCUACUGAGGAACAAUGGAGAGAAAUCUCAUAUCAGUUUAAGGUAAAAAAUCAUUUCCCCUUUUUCGAUAUGGCUUGUCAAGGUUUUGCAAGUGGACAUCUCGACGUUGAUGCCAAAGCCAUCCGGAUUUUUGUUGAAGAUGGUGUUCUGUGUUUCGAUCAAAAGCAAGGAGUUGCAGUCAAAAGCCAACUUCAGCAGAUUGCAAGGGUAAUGUACGGCAGCCCUCCUGUUCAUGGACUAUUAUUGAUUUCCACGAUCUUGAGCAAUUCGGAUAUUAAAUCACUUUGGCUCAGAGAGGUGAAGGUUAUGGCAAGUCGCAUUAAAAGUAUCCGUUCUGCUCUUCGUGACAGUCUUGACAAUUUGGGUUCUCCUCUUAACUGGGAACACAUUACUAACCAGGUUGGUGUACUAAUACGAAAAGAGUAA
Molecule: messenger RNA, 798 nt
Organism: Morus notabilis
Lineage: Eukaryota; Viridiplantae; Streptophyta; Magnoliopsida; Rosales; Moraceae
Product: aspartate aminotransferase, mitochondrial-like
Exons: 6
Coding region: 1-798 (265 amino acids)
Biological process (GO): biosynthetic process; amino acid metabolic process
Cellular component (GO): mitochondrion
Molecular function (GO): L-aspartate:2-oxoglutarate transaminase activity; pyridoxal phosphate binding
Source: RefSeq, a predicted model, not a curated record